Messenger RNA from Dendrobium catenatum, 1684 nucleotides. RefSeq names its product ubinuclein-1. The transcript is spliced from 7 exons. The record is from RefSeq and is a predicted model, not a curated record. Gene Ontology annotation, cellular component: nucleus. Lineage: Eukaryota; Viridiplantae; Streptophyta; Magnoliopsida; Asparagales; Orchidaceae. The coding region runs from base 24 to 1388 and encodes 454 amino acids.
UACUAAUAUCUUUUCAGCGAGAUAUGGAAGGGGACAGUGACGCUGCCGGAAGGUUAUCAAGGAUUUCGCCACCCCUCUCAUCGGUUAGUCCUCCUAUCACCUCCCUUCCUCAGCCGCAGCCAAAUUCAGCGCCGACCGCGAAGCAGCGGCGGAUGUUCACAGUUGAUUUGAGACCAGGGGAGACCACUGUUGUUUCCUGGAAGAAACUUAUUAAGGAGUCUGGCUCUGGAAACGGGGAAGACCUUGCCACGAUGGAAAGUAAACCGGCGCUUGAGGCCGGACCAGUCGCUGGGCCAGGUGGGGAGGAUCUUAAACAUACAUUACAGCCUCCAAAUUGCUUUAGCACUGUAAUUGAAAAGAUUGAAAGAUUGUACAUGGGCAAUGAAAGCAGUGAUGAGGAAGAACUUAUAGCUCCAGAUGACGAGCAAUAUGAUACUGAGGAUUCAUUCAUUGAUGAUACAGAAUUGGAUGAAUAUUUCAAAGUUGACAAAUUGUCCACCAAGCACAAUGGAUAUUUUGUUAAUAGGGGAAAGCUAGAAUGGAAUGAAUCAAAUCCAUCACCAAAAUUCGAGACAAAGAAAAGGAGGAGAAAAGAUUCAGCUGAAAUUCCGAAUGAAAUUGAUCAUGAGCAUGCAAAGAGGGGUAAUACGAAGAUGAAAGCUGCUGCAAGGAGUGUUCCUUUGGUAGCAAAGAGCUUAAAUCCCGGAAAGGUUGUGACUUCCUUUGGUGAACAUCAUCAAGAAGAAAAGCAUCUGAAAAUUAAACCAAAUGCCUCCCCAGUAAUAUAUAAGAAACAGUCUGCUGACUUUGCCAUUGAUUUAGAUGUUCCCCCAUCUACCAGAAUACCAGAUAAGGACGUUUCAUCAGUCAAGCUUGAACCGAAGGAUGUUGGCAAGAACAAAUCUCUCUCUUCUAAAGGACUUUAUAAAUCAAGCUGCACAAGUGAAUCAUUAGAUGCCAUAUAUCAGACAUCUCAAGAGAAAGCUGUUGUUUCGCAAGUUGAACCUCAACCAAAGAAAUUGUUUAAUUUUAAAACUGAACUAGAGCAGUUACCCAAAAUUCGGUGCAAGGACAGAUACGGAACUUGUGAAUAUCCGCAGAUUAGUUCAUCUAUUACUUCCUACCCUGCACAGACGAUUGUGAGUAAUGUUGGGAAGCCUAAGAACGCGCAAACCUUGUCUAACCGAGUCAGCGAGGUUACAGUAAGACCUAAAGUCACAACACUUGAACGGGCCAUUCAAGAGCUGAAAAAGAUAGUUGCACUAUCUAGACCGCCAAACCCUGCAGUUCAAGAAGUUGAUCCUACAGUCCAAGGUACUAAAAGAAGACUGCCUCAAGAAGUUAAGCAGAAGCUGGCCAAAGUUGCUAGAUUAUCGGUACCAUGCUAAAAAAACUCUUUUGAUGUCAUGCAAAUAAAAAAAAAACUUUUGAUGCGUUUUGUUGUUUUCAUAUCUGAUAAAAAUUAAUUAAACUUCUAUGUAUUUUCUCAUUGGCCGAUAAUCUACAUCCUUAUGUUUUUUUCAUUUGGGACAUUGAAAUUAAAGAAACUAAACUUCAGUAUUAGCGACAAUUUUAUUUGCAUCACAUUUUAAAAAUAUUUUAGCUGAAGUUCAUUAGACCAAAUACCUAUUUCCUGAGGCAAAGAUAAUUACAUAUGAACCUUUCUUAUGUUUUAUGACUGGCU